Messenger RNA from Sphaeramia orbicularis (orbiculate cardinalfish), 3122 nucleotides. RefSeq names its product dynamin-1-like protein. Lineage: Eukaryota; Metazoa; Chordata; Actinopteri; Kurtiformes; Apogonidae. The record is from RefSeq and is a predicted model, not a curated record. Gene Ontology annotation, molecular function: GTP binding; microtubule binding; GTPase activity. The transcript is spliced from 19 exons. Gene Ontology annotation, biological process: peroxisome fission; intracellular distribution of mitochondria; mitochondrial fission. The coding region runs from base 114 to 2240 and encodes 708 amino acids. Gene Ontology annotation, cellular component: membrane; microtubule; cytoplasm.
GCUAUCGUACACCGAGUGGGUGUUGUUGCAAUGGUGGUGUCGGUGGGACAUUGAAUGACUUUGGCUCCAUCACGAAAAUAGCUAGUUUAUUCAUUUGAUUUUUAACUGCUAGUAUGGAGGCUCUUAUCCCAGUUAUAAACAAGCUCCAGGAUGUUUUCAACACUGUGGGUGCGGACAUUAUACAGCUGCCGCAGAUAGCAGUAGUGGGGACUCAGAGCAGUGGUAAGAGCUCUGUACUGGAGAGUCUGGUGGGCAGGGACCUACUGCCCCGUGGGACCGGCAUUGUAACCAGGCGACCUCUCAUCCUCCAGCUGGUCCAUGUAGAUCCUGCAGAUGCCAGGAAAAAUGAUGAAAGCGGUAGAGAAGGUGAAGAAUGGGGCAAGUUCCUUCACACCAAAAACAUGAUUUACACAGAUUUCGAUGAGAUCAGACAAGAGAUUGAAAAUGAAACUGAGCGGAUAUCUGGAAAUAAUAAGGGGAUCAGUGAUGAACCCAUUCAUCUGAAGAUAUUUUCUCCUCACGUUGUCAACCUCACUCUAGUGGAUUUGCCAGGAAUCACUAAGGUGCCUGUGGGUGAUCAGCCUAAGGACAUUGAGAUUCAAAUAAGAGAUCUAAUACUGAAGCAUAUCUCCAACCCCAACUGCAUCAUCUUGGCUGUCACUGCAGCAAACACAGACAUGGCCACCUCAGAGGCCCUCAAGGUGGCCCGCGAGGUGGACCCUGAUGGGAGGAGGACGCUGGCUGUAGUGACCAAACUGGACCUGAUGGAUGCUGGCACAGAUGCUAUGGAUGUGUUGAUGGGCAGAGUCAUUCCUGUUAAACUGGGCCUCAUUGGAGUUGUCAACAGGAGCCAGUUGGACAUCAACAAUAAGAAGUCAGUGGCUGAUGCCAUUCGGGAUGAACAUGCAUUUCUGCAGAAGAAAUAUCCAUCUCUCGCCAACAGAAAUGGAACCAAAUACUUGGCCAGAACUCUGAAUAGGUUACUGAUGCAUCACAUCAGAGACUGCCUCCCUGAGCUGAAGACACGGAUCAAUGUUCUGGCAGCUCAGUACCAGUCACUGCUGAGCAGUUACGGAGAACCUGUCGAGGACCAAAGUGCCACCUUGCUCCAGCUCAUCACUAAGUUUGCUACAGAAUACUGCAACACCAUAGAGGGCACAGCCAAAUACAUUGAGACAGCAGAACUGUGUGGUGGAGCCAGAAUUUGUUACAUAUUCCAUGAGACUUUUGGCAGAACAUUGGAGUCUGUAGAUCCUCUGGGAGGACUCAGCACCAUUGAUAUCCUAACAGCCAUAAGGAAUGCAACAGGCCCGCGUCCUUCCCUGUUUGUGCCUGAGGUGUCCUUCGAGCUGUUGGUGAAGAAGCAGGUGAAACGCCUGGAGGAGCCCAGUUUGCGCUGUGUUGAGUUGGUCCACGAGGAGAUGCAAAGGAUCAUUCAGCACUGCAGCAACUACAGCACACAGGAGUUGCAGAGAUUCCCUAAGCUUCAUGAGGCCAUUGUAGAAGUCGUCACCUCCCUCCUGAGGAAGAGACUUCCUAUCACCAAUGAGAUGGUGCAUAACCUAGUUGCCAUUGAGCUUGCCUACAUCAACACCAAGCAUCCAGACUUUGCUGAUGCCUGUGGAGUCAUGAACAAUAACAUAGAGGAGCAAAGGAGAAACAGGAUGAGAGAAUUACCCACUGCAGUCCCCAGGGAUAAGUCUGUUGGCAAAGGUCCGGCUGGCCCAACUGCGGUUUCUGGCGAGCCCCCUGCGUCUGGAGCAGACAUGGACGGUGCCAAGGCUCCAGCAGCAGGGCCCCAGGGUGAGCAAGACGGCACAGGGAACUGGAGGGGGAUGCUGAAGAAGGGGGAGGAAGCCCCCGGCUCUGGACCAGGAAGCCCUCUUAAAGGAGCUGUCAACCUACUUGAUGUGCCUGUGCCGGUCGCCAGGAAGCUGUCAUCACGUGAACAGAGGGACUGUGAGGUCAUCGAACGACUCAUCAAGUCAUACUUCCUAAUAGUUCGCAAGAACAUCCAAGACAGUGUGCCGAAGGCAGUGAUGCACUUCCUGGUCAACCAUGUGAAGGACAGCCUCCAGAGUGAGCUUGUUGGACAGCUGUAUAAAUCCGGCCUCCUCAACGACCUGCUGACUGAAUCAGAGGACAUGGCCCAGCGACGCAAAGAGGCUGCGGACAUGCUACAGGCGUUACAAAAAGCCAGCCAGGUGAUUGCUGAGAUCAGGGAGACUCAUCUGUGGUGAAAAAUCCACAGUGCCUGAUCUUGUUAUCUCCUCAUCAUAUGCCUAAGGUCCGACGCUCCAUGCACUCAUCUUGUCUGAACUUGAAAUUUUGGAAAUGCACUGUAUUGAUCCCUGCACACGUGUAGGUAUCAUUGGCUUGCAGCUACCUGAAAGAAAUGUAUGUUAAUUAAGUUUUUUUAUUUAUAAUGACAAAGUAAAUAUCCUUGGUGUUGUCUAGAAUAUAUGAAAAUGCACUGCCUCAGUAAGUUAGUGUUAAAGGUAAGAUUUAAGAAACUGUAAUUGCCACCCACAGCUCCUGGAGGAAUUGUGAGUGCAGCCAAAGGCAAAGUCCUUCUUUGACAGACUGUGGUUAACCAGAAUGGAAAUGGACUUUUGUGUGAAGUGGAAAUGAAACUUUUGAUGCCGUUUUGGCAGCUUCACAAAGCAUUCUGAAAGCAUUUUGGCUCUAGGUCAUGAAAAAAAAUCCAAAAUAUUAUUCAUCCGCUCAUCUGCAGCCUUUUCAUUUAGGAAUAGCUGUCAACCAUAGAACCUCAGAAGUCCUAGUGUAACGGUACUGCAGGGAUCAGCUCAAAUAAUCUGACAUACAUUCGUAGUUCCUUUAGGCCUGUGUAUAGACCCGUCACUUUAAUUUCUGCACUGUCGUUGCCAUGUUACACUGUAGAGAAACCCCAUUGUCCAGACACUGUAUUGCCAUCAGAAGUUUUAUUUAUUAAUGUGUUUUAAGUGUAUGGAUAAUGUUAUCGGCUCUAUUGCAGUUUGCUGCAGUAGGUCAUUUAAUUAUGUUUACAUAUCACAACCUACAUGUGAAAUGUAUGGUGCACUGUGGUUCUAUGUGUGUUUCCCAAAAGAAAGAAUAAAUAUAGGUAUUUUAUUGCCACCUGA